GUAAUCUGGUCCUGCCCAGCACACUCACUCAACAGUUGGCAGCCCACACUAGCUCACAGUGCUAGUGUCCUCCACGCUCCUUCACUCUGUUACUCCGUCACUUGUUAAGUUUGCUUCACCGCUCUUAAAUAAUUGUUAAGAGUUGUGUUUUUCAAAGGAAGUGUAAGAACCUGCGGGACAUUGGUCCUAGCUGUCUUGAAUAUAUUUUCAUAUCACUGUACCGUACUAUUGUUACAAGGAAAUUUUGAGUGGACGUUCACCGCACUUAGCAACCCUGUCUAGUAGCUGUUACAGCAGUGUAUCCUAGCAGACUAUCUUUAAGACAGCCAGGAUGGGAAACACGCUGUCCAACUGUAAAGAAUCCGGUUGCUUUGCCUGGCUGUUCCCCAAGAAACAUAACUUGCCAUCCAAGCCUGACAGUGUUGACCGCCCCAAGCCUCUUACACCAGAAUACAGCGACGAUGCUGAUUUCUUGGUGGUGAAGGACUUUGACCUGAUGACUGGUGAAAAUGGCAGCAGUCACCACACCAGCUCCUACCAUCUGAUGCAGGGAGACCAUCCUCGUCUGGUGCUGAGACGUGGACAAGAGUUUACCAUUAAACUUACAACCAACCAAGAAAUGGACAAAGAAAAGGAUAAACUUCCCUUAAUUUUUUCAAGAAUUCAGCAUGAUGCCAAGAGUCCUAAUUUUGGAAACCAGACUCUUGUUGGCGUUGGUAUCGGUGUGGAUGCUCAUAAUGGCUGGUCUGCAUAUAUACAAGAGGUAUCUGACUGCUCUAUUACAUUCAAGGUGAACAUAUCCAGCAAGGCUAUUAUUGGAGAGUGGAAACUGGAAGUGGAUGUCCAGUCGGGAGAUAAGGCCUAUAGUUAUCCUUGCAAGGAUACUUUCUUUAUACUCUUCAAUCCAUGGUGCAAAGAUGAUUCAGUGUACUUGGAGGAUGAAGCAGAGAGUCAGGAAUAUGUCCUCAAUGACUCUGGUCUUAUCUGGCGUGGCACAACCUCACGCUUGAGGCCUUGCCCAUGGAAUUUUGCCCAGUUUGAGGAGCAUAUCCUAGAAUGUGUGCUGUAUAUGCUCACAACUGUAUGCAAAAUGUCUCCUGCCAACAGAAAUGAUCCCGUCAAAGUGACCAGAGCAAUUUCUGCUGGGGUAAACUCUCCGGAUGAUGAGGGUAUUCUUGUGGGCAACUGGAGUGAUGACUACAGUGGUGGCUGUUCCCCAACAAAGUGGGGUGGUUCUCAGCUUAUUCUUCAGGAAUACUACAAGACAAAGAAGCCAGUCAAGUAUGGACAAUGCUGGGUGUUUUCUGGCGUAGUCACGACUGCCUGCAGGACACUGGGCAUACCUUGCCGUUCUAUUACCAACUUCUCGUCUGCCCAUGAUACUCACAAUUCCCUCACCAUUGAUACCUUCUUCGAUGACAAUGGAAAAGCAAUUGAGCAUCUCAACUCUGACUCUGUGUGGAAUUUUCAUGUUUGGAAUGAAGUGUGGAUGACUAGGGAUGAUCUAGGGGCGGAGUUCAAUGGCUGGCAGGUUAUCGAUGCUACACCACAAGAGGAAAGUGAUGGUCAGUAUCGUUGUGGGCCAGCAUCUUUAGCUGCUGUGAAGAAUGGACAUAUCAAACUACCAUAUGAUAUACCUUUUAUCUUUGCCGAGGUAAAUGCUGAUAAGUUGUUCUGGAAGUAUCGUGGACCUAACCAACCAAUGAAGCUUCUGGGACGCAAGACUGGCGGCAUUGGUCAGUAUGUGAGUACAAAAGCAGUGGGCAGGUACAUGCGUGAAGAUGUUACACAUCUUUACAAAUUUGAAGAAGAUUCGAGAGAAGAACGUGCUGUGGUGCGUAAUGCCCUUCGGAUGUGUGAAAACCUCUUCGCUAGGUACUAUCUCAAUGAGGAGUUGGAAGACAUAGAGUUCGACUUCCAAAUGAAGGAUGAUAUUAUUAUUGGUCAACCUUUCACAUCUUCAGUGGUGGUGCAAAACAAGAGUGACAAGGAAUAUGAUGUGGAGAUCUUACUGCGUGCAGACACAGUGCUAUACACAGGUGUUACCAAGGAUCUUGUCAAGAAACACACACAAGAUCUUUUGAUAAAACCAUACUCAAAGGAGACAGUGGUGCUAGAAGUGAACUUCAAUGAAUAUUACUGCAAGCUGGCAAAUCAGUGUGCUUUCAACCUUGUCUGUCUUGGCAAGGUCAAGCAGACUAACUUUGAGUACUUUGCUCAAGAUGAUUUCCGCUGCAGGAAGCCUGAUAUUAAAGUUGAGUAUGAAGGUGAGAUGGCAGUGAAUGUGGAGACAAAGUGCAAAGCCUACUUUACCAAUCCACUUCCAAUGGUGCUCACUAAAGGAUACUUCAUCGUGCAGGGUGCUGGACUAACCAAAGUUCAGGUCAUCAAAGUCAAAGAAUCUGUCCCUGUGGGCAGUGAGGCAAAAUGUGAGUUCACAGUAAAACCAACUACAAGUGGUGAACGUGCAUUAAACAUCAAAUUCGACUCUCAGCAACUGGAGGAUGUUGAUGGGCUCACAACGGUGCAAGUUUCAGAGACCUUGCCUGUCUCUAACUCAAAUGAUGCUAAUCACUCUAAUAGUGGUGAUGCAGAUUCAGACAAAACAGAGGAACCAGAGGAGGUAACCCCGGGUGGAAAGAUUACUGAAGAAAAUUAAAUAGGUGUGCUAGAAUAAAAGGGAGGAAUAAAUUGGGAAAAUAAUUUUCCUUAAACAUACUGAAUUAUUGUAUUAAGGAAAAGAAUAAGAAACACAGUGUGCAAGAUGGACAGACUUUUCCAGGAGUUUUGAAGUCUCUGCAGUGACAAUGAGGAAGUGUGAAGCUAUGUACAGUAUUAUAAAAUUCUAGAGGAUAACUUUUUUUUUUAAAGUGCCUUGAAUUUUUAAUCCUGCAUUAAUUUUAUAAAGUGGGCAAACUCCGCCUCUUGGGUAGCAAGAGGCAGCUGUAGAUAUUGACGAAGUAUUUUGUACCGACUAUUAAAGUAUAAUUAAUCUUUUAUAAGACAAUUAAUAUUUUUAAACAAAGGUUAUUGCAAUAGUACACUAUGUUUAUUAUCAAUAAAAUACAACCAGUUGUAUAUGUUACAUACAGUAAAUAAUUUUUUUUUUUCUCAUGUUAGUGUUUAAUUAGCCACUGCAGUAUUACUCAGUUGGACCUCUCCCCAAUACUAAAUUACCUGUAUUAAACUAAAAUAAUGCUUCAUAGAUUUUACCUUUAUCAUAAUAUCUCUGCAUUUUAGAUUUUUAGUUGAAGGGUACUUAAUCCCAUCCAUCCCAUUAAUUCUAAAUCUCUUAAGACAUGGUAAAAUCCAGGUUCUGCUGCCUUGACACUCUUGCAGUUGUUGCAAGAGACUUUACAAAAUGCAUUUGUAAGUUUACAGUUUUUAUCAUACCACAGUUUUGAAUGAAACAUUGUAUUAUCUGUGUAAGAAUGUCAUGCAAGGAUGUAUUUCAAAGUUAAUUGUGUACAUACUAAAGCCAAUAUGCAGCUUCUGUAUUUUAUAGACCAAAGAAAGGAUCAGUUACAUUUAUUAGACAUAAAAUUAUGCUUAAAUGUUUUCAUGAUUUAGGAUUUACAGCCAAUUUUUCCAAUAUUCCAUGCAUUAAAAUUAGAAAAUGAAUUAACAUCUUAGCCAUAUAUAGAUCAGAUAGCAAAACAUUUAUUUAUGGUUAGUAUUAGUCAGCAUUGUGUAGCUAUGAUAUACUGCUGGUGAGUAUUGUAAUUUAAGAAAUAGUGUACAGUAUAUUACCCUGGCUUUCAUAUUUGUCUGAGGUCAGUAUGUGUAGUGUUGUAUUCGUUCCAUGGCAAAAACAAAUCUUAGAAUUCUGGCUUCUAAUUAAGCAUAUUUUUAAUAAUAAGUAAGAUGCAGAUUAUGAAAUUAAUUCACUUCAUUGUGAUGGAGUAAGAGUACAAAAUUGAUGUGCAUCACAGAAUUAUGUAUCUUAAUUUUUCAGUCACAAAUAUUAAUGCCCAGAGACUAUAUAAACUAUUACAGCUAUAUUUUGUAAGAGAUUUUUAUCGAUUUUGAUUUUUACACAUUGCAACAAAAAUUCUAAAAUCCAGUUGAAGUUACUUUCUCUCUUCACCUGAAAUGGUAUAAUUUUUUUGCAAGUGUAUUUUAUAUUCAUUGUUACCAUUGUGGACAUAUAUUUUUGUAGAUAUUUCUUAAAGCAUUUGUUAUAGUAAAUCACAAAUACAUUUUGUAAUCAUAAUAAUGGAGUGAGAUAUUAAAUAUUUGUCCUCCAUAAAUAAUACAAAAAUAUAUUUUUAGGCAUGCAUGUAUAAAUUUCCUGCUCUCUAUUACUGAAUUGGAACUAAAUCUUUUCUAAAUAAUGUUAGUUUUGUCUCAAGACAUGAAUAAUUAGUCAAGUUAAAUAUUGAUUGAGAGUGGAGAUAUAUAAUGAUCACAUAAAUGUAUUUAAUGUUGAACCCAACGGUUAGACUUCAUCAAUACUUUUUGAUAUGUUUUAAUUAUAGUAUACUUAAAUUUAGCAUUAAGCAUGUGAAUAUGCAUCCCCAGGGUGCCUCCUGUCAUGCGUGUAUCACUAUAGGUAAACUUUCAGUCACUUGCUUUGCAAUAAUUUUUACUGUUGAUGUGAGCUUUUUUAUACAUUAAAACUUAUUCAUUUAU
Molecule: messenger RNA, 4632 nt
Organism: Cherax quadricarinatus
Lineage: Eukaryota; Metazoa; Arthropoda; Malacostraca; Decapoda; Parastacidae
Source: RefSeq, a predicted model, not a curated record